This is a messenger RNA of Rotaria sp. Silwood2, 4539 nucleotides long. The record is from the annotation of a GenBank genome assembly. NCBI's taxonomy places the organism in Eukaryota, Metazoa, Rotifera, Eurotatoria, Philodinida, Philodinidae.
AUGUUAUUUCCGAGCCACGUCAUUCAACACAUACAGAAGGAUUGCAUUUGUACAUCAAUUUGUGGUANAAUAUUAGAGAAACAAAAUAAAUUUAUUUUUAAUAUAUUAAUUCUAAAUGAAUUAAAAGAUUUAAAACAAAUACAAGAAGAUGUAUCAAAUAACUCUCAAGAACAAAAAGAAAAUUCUCUAAAAAAUAUUUCUAUCAGUUGGUUUCUUCUAGCAAAUGAAAUAAAUAAUAAUACAUUAAUAUUUUCAAAUACAUAUGAAAUGGAACUUUAUAAAAAUCAAUAUUUAGUUCUUUUACUUCAAUGUAGUUAUCGUUAUAAACAUGUUUUAUCUAUUUGUGCAAAUGUUGAUUAUCUUAAAGAAUUACUUAACAUUUAUCAUAAUUGUCAAUCUAAUAUUACGCGUUUACUUACUAUUAAAAUUUUGCGUUAUUUAAUUCCCUACAUACCAGAUAACAUCGAUGGAUUAUCGAAAAAUUUUAUUGAAAAAUUCUUAAUCGAUACUUUAGAUUUAAUUGGUAAAAAUAAUAUUUCACAAGAAAUUCUAGCAGAAUUAAUCUAUAUGUAUCGUACAAUAAUGUCAAUUAAUUCAUCAUGGCAAAUAAUAGCAACAAAAUUUAUAAUAGAUUCUAUAGAAUUAUAUUUAAAUUUGAAAUCAAUUGAACUUAAUGAUUUACAUGAAAUGAAUAAACUUUUAGCAUCAUUAUGUAUUUUAGGUGAAUAUAUUGAACCGUAUCGAUUAGGUUCUAUAGUAACAGUUGAUAAUGAUAAAAAAUUAAAUGAUGAUACAUCAUUAGCAUUAAUUAUUGAAAUUGAUUCAAAUAUUGGUGAAACAAAAACAUCUUAUUCAAUUCAAUGUUUACAAACAAAUCAAAUAGAAAAUAUUUCAAUAGAUAAAUUAAAACUUGAAAUUGAUGUCUCUCCACCAAAUCUAUCAAAUGUAGAUAAUUCAACUCUUGAUAUAUUAGGCAAUUUUAUUCAAAUUGAUACAUCAACUAAUCAAUCAUUGAUGUUAUUACAAUUAAAACGUCGUUCAAUAUCUGUUUUAUAUCAUAUAUUAAAUGAUAAAAAAUUAGUUGAAAUAUUUAUGGAAAAACCAUAUGCAUCUACUAUUGCUAAAUUAUGUAUAUCUAAUUCAAUAGAAAAAAUUCAACAACAAUCAACUGAUUUAGAUUUAUUUAAUAAACAAGAUUUAGAAAUAUAUUCAUUAACUUUAGAUAUGUGUGAAAAAUUGAAACCAAUAAUUGAAUAUGAGAAUAGGAACAUAAAUGAUCAGUCAAUAUCGACAAAUGAUCAAGAUAAUUCAUUAUAUACCAUAUGGAACAAUGAUGAAUUCAAUUGUGAUCAACUAGUUAUGAAUACUUUGUCAACACCUAUAUCAAAAUCCAAUUCAUGGAAACCAUAUGCAUCGGAAAUAGAAAUAGAUUUUUUAAAACAAGGUCGAAUUGGAAAGGAUAACAUUUCUAUCGUUCCAAUGCCAAGUCAUAUUUCCUCUGCACAAGUAUUUGAAGAAUGUGGAACUAAACAUCGAUUUUAUGGACGAAUAGCUCCUGAUGGGACUAAUACACGAGUAAGUUUUCCAACAUAUGUAUUUGAUAAUUUACAAUUAAGCAAAGGAAACUGGUAUUAUUGUAUUCGAUUACCAGUUGGUGGAGUUAUUCAAAUAGGAUGGGCAACAAAUGGUUUUUCACCUUCUGGAAGUUGUGGAAUAGGUGAUGAUAAAUAUUCAUGGUCAUACGAUGGAUCACGGGCUGUUUUCUUUCAUGAAGAAGGAUAUUAUGGUCAAUAUAAUGAUCUUCGUUGGAAACAAAAUGAUAUAUGUGGUUGUGGAAUUGAAAUUGAUGGUAAUAAUACAAAAAUAAAAUAUUGGUUAAAUGGAAAAUUCUUAGGUACAGCUUUUACACAUGAUUCAUGUUUACCAUCGUCAACAAAAAAAUGUAAUCUAUUACCACAUGGGCCAACAACAACUUAUUUUCCAGGUGUAACUAUACAAGUUAGUAGUGAUCCAAUUAGAUCUUGUGAAUUAAUAGUUAGUCCAGAAGAUAUGCAAGAUUGUCCAUUACCAAAUGGUUACAAACCUUUAUUAUUACCAAAAGAAAUUCAUAUUGAAAAUUCUCUUGUUGAGUAUCCUUUUAGUGCUUAUUUAAUUGGUGAAAAUCCAGAAGAUUAUUUUUAUACUACACGAAUAAAUUCAUCUAAUAUAUUUUUACGUGAUUUUAUAAAUGAAAAUCAUCUUGAAACAAAAUUUUCUUUCGAUGAUAAUCAUUAUCUUAUUUUAUCUGAUCAAAAUACUGGUUUUCCAUUAUUAAUAAAUAAUGAUGAUUUAACAUCAUUGACAAUAUGUUUUGAUUUUCAAAUAUUAUCAUCAGAUGAAAAAUCUGAUAUUUUAUUAUUUAAAUUAGAUUCAACAGAAAUAAAAUGGAAAAAAACUGAUGAAAAAUUACGAUGUGUUAUUAUUUUUCUAGUAAAAAAAUGUCAAAUAAAAGUUUAUAUCAAUAACAAAUAUCGAACAUUUCCAAAUGCAUUUCAACAUGAAACAAUUCUUAAAUUAAACUUACAUAUUUUACCUGAUAUUAAUGCUAAAAUAAAAAAUCUUGCUAUAUGGAAAUAUGCACUUUCCGAAGAAAACAUUCAACGUUUAUUUACUUAUAAUCUUUCAUAUAUUUCUAUUCAAUAUCAACAAUUAAAAGAAUAUUAUAAACAAAUAAAUCAAAUUACAUUUUUGAAAAAUCAAACAAUAUUUAUCAAUGAAUGUCUUAUUCCAUUUAAUGAAUCAUUUAAAGAAGAUAUUUGGAAAAAAAAGAAAAUACAAGCUGAUGAUUAUGAAUCGAAAUAUUUUAAAACAAAUAUGAAUAUAGAUUAUUCAAUAGUUGAAUUAUUUGGAAAUCAAACAUAUCUUGUUUUAGAUAAAUCAAAUGAAAAAUGGUCAGAAUAUACAAUUAUUCUCAAUAUUUCUAUUCCUCAAUGGCCAAUUAUGGAUGAAAAAUUAACGUUAAUUAUAUUGAAUUCAAAAGCAGACAUUUAUAUAACACAUACUGGUAAAAUUCGUCUUCAAUGUAAUGGAACUGAAAAUGAAAGUAAUUCAACAGUUAUGCUUAAUGAAUAUUUCAAUUUAUUCAUAUCUGUUCAAGAAAAAUCUAUUCAAAUUUAUUUAAAUGAUAAUUUAGAAAUUAAUAUCGAAAUUGAUGAUGAACGAUUCCAUAUAAAAUCAAAUCGUAUUGAUUUAUUUCGAGAAAAUGAUUUGAGAAAAAAUACAACAAAAGAAGAUACAAUUCGAAUAUCAUUAAAAUCGAUCACAUAUCUUAAUCGAUCAAUACCAAUAGAUUAUCAAAAUUUACAAACAUUGAUUAUACCACCUUUUUUAAUCAUUGGAUCAAAUUUAAUAGCAAUGGGCUAUAAAAAAUCCUGGAUCGAAUCAGUUAUAAAACAAUAUAAAAUAGGAAAUAUUUCAAAAAUUCAUAAGAUUUUAUAUGAACAAAAAGAACAAUUGAUAAAAAAUGAUCUUGAAAAUGAACGAAAUCGUUAUUUAAAAAUUUUAUCACAAUUAAGUCCAUCGAUUGAUUCUCAAAUUUUGAAUGAUUUAAUUAACUCUUCAAAAUUUCAUACAAACGAACAAAUGAUAGAUAUUUUACAACGUAUUUUUCCACAUUGGAUACUUUCACAAUCAUCAAAAAUUUCUAAUAAUAAAAGAGAAUUUCAAUUAAAUUUAAAUACUACACAAUGGUUUUCUCAAUAUUUUCAAGAUUUAAAUAUCAAUUCUAACAUUAAUGAAUGGAUUCUAGACAAAGCAUCAACAAAAACUAUAGAAAACAGUAUUUAUCAAUUACUUGAUUUAAAUGAAAAUGAACAAAAACAAACAAGAAAAAACAAGACUUUAGAAUUAAUCGAAUAUUUCAAUAAAAAUAUCUCAUCAAAACAAUUUUUAACAUCUCGUAUUGAUUGUGAACAUGGAUUAACAACAAUCUAUGCACGUUAUACUAUUCUUAACAUGAUUAAACUUUGGUUAUAUGAUCAAACAAAUUUAUUUCCAUUAGAAAAACUUGGUGAUUAUACAUUUCUUGUUACAUUAUUGAAAUUAUUAAAUUAUAUAGAAAUAGAUAACGAUGAAAAACAUGAUCAAAUAAAUUUAUUAAUUAAUUCAAUUCUUAAAAAUGAAAUUAAAAAAUUAUGUGAAUUUAAUUUUACAAUUAAUAAUGAUUUAUUACAAAGUAAAGCACCAUUAUUUUAUCAUUUACAAAAAUAUAUAUUUAUUCAAUCAAUUCAAUUAUUAUUUAAACCAUCUUUAUUUAAUCUAAAUUCAAAUGAAAAAAUAAUUAUCAAUCAAGAACAACAAUUAGAUUUUAAUUUUGUUUUAAAAAUUCUUAAUUUUUUCAUUGAAUUAAUAACAGAUAAAUCAUUAAUAAAACAAAAUCAAAUUGAUUUUAUUAUAUCAUUAUUAUUUCCUAAACAAUUAAUUAAUCUAAUGUUUAAUUUGUUUUUGUUAGUUCCAGCACAUCAAUCAAAACAAGUUAUCAUUCGUCAAUUUGCUACGUGA